GGGUUUUCUUUUUUAUUUGUUGGGUUUUCAAAGCUUUCACCUGCAAUAAAUAAAGAGCUGUACAAAGAAAUGAGGAAACAGUACAUCAGGAUGGCCAAAGUUUUUCCAUUGGUGUCAUUGACUGGAUGGAAGCCAAAUGCUCAUAUCUACAGAAAAAUAAUUGCUUCUAUAGAAAUUACAUGUGGAGCCAUUCUAGUUCUUAUACCAGGACCUUUGAAAGUUGCGGCCAAUAUAUUAAUGAUACUAGUCAACGCAAAUGAUGUUUUAGCACAUAGUCAAAUUAAAGACGGUCUACAAAGAAUGAGUCUACCAAUUGUAUUUAUGUUACUACUUACGUGCCGACUUUUAAUACAGUACCAGGAGAAUCGGCGAGAAAAGAAACUUCUCGAGGAAAAGCUACAAAAACAGAGUGAAAGUAACGGUCAGGAGCAAAAAACUACCGAAGAAACCUCACCGGAAGUGAAGAAAACACAAUAACAAAAUACAGCAUGUAGAAGAAUAUGAGCCGCAUCAAGACAAAACCAACAUAGUGGGUUUGCGACCAGUAUGGAUCCAGUCUGAUC
Molecule: messenger RNA, 563 nt
Organism: Ruditapes philippinarum (Manila clam)
Lineage: Eukaryota; Metazoa; Mollusca; Bivalvia; Venerida; Veneridae
Product: novel acetylcholine receptor chaperone-like
Exons: 3
Biological process (GO): positive regulation of protein localization to cell surface; chaperone-mediated protein complex assembly
Cellular component (GO): endoplasmic reticulum
Source: RefSeq, a predicted model, not a curated record